AUGUCUCUGCCUGCAUACACUGGCGCCAGAAUCUCAGGCUGCUGGACCAUGAGGGCCCGAAGGUAAGUGGUCUGUUUACAUAGUGUUGUCCAUGCUUAUUGGAUUGGAUGCCAUCUGUCUGUGUUUGAGCACUGAACAACCACAGACAGGGCUGUAGAAUUAAUUCUGCCUGUGUGUGUGUGUUGAGGGUGUUCUCCCAUCCCAUGUCAGUUGAGACAUGCUGAUGAUGAGAGGUGCAGGGAAAUGCAUGAUCUAUCUACCAAAAAUAUAUGUUUUCAAACUAACCAAGAUGUUUUAUGUUGGUGCUUUAGUGGAGCCUGAACAGUACUAAAUGUGGAUUCAGAGUCUGAUGUAACCAUUAGGCUGUUUUUUAACCUUCAAUUGAGCUUGAUAGUAAACAAGGGUGUGAGGGUGUUGGUAUAAACCUUAUCAGUGACGUUAUCUGUGACGAUAAGGACCAUUAUAGUCCUUUAUAACACUCCAGCUUUGACUGUAAAAGGAUAUGACCCUCACUGUCCUCUCUCAGAUUUGAAUGAAACGAGAACCUAUAAAACGUCCAUCCCUUUUCUGGUAUUUGUACUGAUAUUCUACCCAUAGCUCUAUGUAAAUAACAUGUUAGAAACCCUUUCCUGCAGUCAAAUGACCAAAUCGCCCUUUAGUGGUGUUGGUGAAACCAUAAUAUGGAGAGGAAGUACAAAACCAACGACGCUAGACGGAGAGGAAUUUGCUUAAGCAAAAGGCAGUUUAUUUAACACAGAGAUAGCUGGUACUGCUCAAGCUACAUGCAUGGGAUCCUGCUAAUUAACAUGCAUGGACCUAAUCAUAUGCCACGCUAAUAGUGUCAGCUGAGAAGGAUAAAAAACAGAGUUUACAGCAUUACUUUAUACAAUGUAACAUAGAGGAAGGGGUCCUUCUUCUAGUCCUUUGAUUGGUUCCCGAGGCGUAGGAGGCGGGUCUGCUCUGUCCAGAGCAGAAGCCUCAUUGGUGCACGGCAGAGUCCUCUGCCCUUGGCACCCGACCAGUAGAAAGAAGUGGAGUGAAAUGUCUGUGUGGUGUGUGUCAAAGAACUCGUGAGGCAUGAGAAUGAGUGUGUGUAUGUCUCAAGGGAAACUCGUGGGGAGCAUCAGUGAUUGUGGCCUGUGGCGUGGGUGUUGUCCUUGACAAGAUAUGGUCCUCUGUCCAUUGUUCUUGCAUAGGAACAGCAUUGAUUGAAAACAAGCUCCUAACACAAAAUGGGUCAUGCACAACAUUUUAGUCAGACCAAGCUAUAACAUUUUAUAUUUACUACGACAGUGGCCUCAUGGGUGGAAUGUUAUUAAUAUUAUUUAUUUAUUUUAUGCCGAAAAUCCAGUGUUUCUACGUCAAACGGUUUUGUUAUAUUUCAGUCUUCGGUGAUGUAUACAAAGUGUAAUAUUGGGAUGCAAACUCAAAAUGUAAUACAUUUCAACUCUAUAUCUGACAUAGUACAGGUGACUUAUUUUUUUAAGCCCAUAAUCAUGUGUGUGAAGUGUAUACCUUUGUUUCAAAGUUAAUUUGUUUAAGACUACCAAGAAACUGUCACGGUUUCGGCCGAGGCUGCUCCUCCUCCUUGUUCGGGCAGGCUUCGGCGGUCGUCGUCCCCGGAGUACUAGCUGCCACCGUUUGAUGUUUCAUGUUUGUUUGGUUUUGUCUGUUUGUACACCUGUCCCUUGUUAGUGUUUGAUUUGGUUGCCUAUUUAGUUUUGUGUGUGGGGGCAGGUGUUAUGUGGUAUUGUUUAUUGUCAAGCUGUUGCUCUUUUGUAUUACUCUCGUGUUUGUUGUUUUCCGAGAGUCCGCACUGUGUGCGCUAUCUUCAUUUUACGCACUGUGUGUGUUGUGCGUAAUUUGUAUUUUGCCUCCCGGUUGGGUUGGCUGUUCGCCUGUUUGGUGCUGCAUUUUGUUAACUAAAGUCUGUUGACGAACGCCCGUGUUUCCUGCGCUUGAUUUCCUCACCGCAUAUACACUCAGCUACUGACAGAAACACUCUGUGUGACCCAUAUUUACCCCACUGCAGUAAAUUAUUGAUGAUAUAAUGGUUGUUGUGUCACAGUGGUAGUGGGGAAGACUCGUUGGACCGGCUCCUGCCUUGCCCCCCUAUCUUCACCGCCGUACGCAGGAAGAGCACAUCCCAGACUAAGACAGAACCGCCCCGGCUCCGCACUGGCACACGCACCAUCUACACAGCAGGUAGACCCCCCUGGUACGAUGAGCAUGGUGCACAGUCCAAAGAGGCCUUCGUCAUCGGUAUGACAUUCAUGGGUGUAUGCCUUAUUUUGUUGUCAUGGGGUGAAGUGUUACUCAGGUGUUUUGCGGUUAUAUAUGGAGUUUUGUAAUGGUCUUUCCUUAUUCUUGACAUGUUGUUGUACUCAAACAUACAUGUCUGUUUGUCUGUGCAGGGUUGUGUGGGGGCAGUGCUUCAGGGAAGAUCACAUGCCCAGUUAGAUCAUCGAGGCUCUGGAUGUCCCCUGGUUAGUGUUGUUGUCAAUUGACUCCUUCUACAAGGUGAGAGACUGUCAUUCAUUUGGCUUGCUUGGGCUUUAGCCUUUCGGAGAUGUUACUGUAGGUUCCUCACAACAGCCUGGAGCCUUAUUGACAGACAUGUCACCCUUGUAAUACUGUAUGAAUGAGCCUACCCACAAUCCCUCAUUCUUAAUGAUGUUAAUCACAUGUUAAGCACAUGGGGAAAAGACUGUCUACAGCCUGGGUAAUCCCAUCCCUCCCUUCCUUCCUUCCGCCCAUCAUGUCUGUUUAUAGACCAGCAGGGAACAACACGCAUCCUGUCCCAUGGACUCAACAUACACACACACACAUACACACACAUUCACCCUUCCCUCAUACCCUUACCCUGUGAAAGAUCCCAUUGUGUUUCUGUGUCCAUCCAUCCCUGAAGUUUGUUCUCCUAUACUCCCUAGGUUCUGACCCCUGAGGAACAGACCCUGACAGCCAGUAACGACUACAACUUUGACCACCCAGGGGCGUUUGACUUUGAGCUGCUGGUGGCCACUAUGCAGCGGCUCAAACAGGGCAAGAGUGUCAAGAUCCCAGUGUAUGACUUCACUACACACGGCAGACAGAAAGACUGGGUGAGUGCAGAACUGAUGAGAGGCCAUGUACCAAGGGAAAACUGUAGAUAUAACUGGCAGCUGUUGCAGUUCUGAGCAUUUAUGUUGUCUCUGUCUCUCCCCUCUGUAGAGAACGUGUAUGGUGCCAGUGUGGGCAUCUUUGAGGGGAUCAUGUCCUUUGCAGACGAAUAGCUUUUGGAGGUAAGGCUGUAUGAUCAUCACGUCUAGGGUUUCUGACCUCUUUACUGAAUCAGUCGAGUCCUCUGUGACUGCAAGGUACACGAACAUAGUUCUCUAUUGCUGCUCUGUGUCCAGCUCCUAGACAUUAAGAUCUUUGUGGACACUGACUCAGACAUCUGGCUGGUACGUCGGCUGCGCAGGGACAUCACAGAGCGCGGGCGGGACAUCGAGGGGGUCAUCAAGCAGUACAACAAGUUUGUGAAGCCUGCAUUUGAGCAGUACAUCGAACCCUAA
Coregonus sp. 'balchen' is the source of this 3554-nucleotide messenger RNA. Lineage: Eukaryota; Metazoa; Chordata; Actinopteri; Salmoniformes; Salmonidae. The record is from the annotation of a GenBank genome assembly.